This is a messenger RNA of Platichthys flesus (European flounder), 3808 nucleotides long. It is a transcript of the gene tspan7, whose product is annotated as tetraspanin 7b. The record is from RefSeq and is a predicted model, not a curated record. Gene Ontology annotation, cellular component: membrane. Lineage: Eukaryota; Metazoa; Chordata; Actinopteri; Pleuronectiformes; Pleuronectidae. The transcript is spliced from 8 exons. The coding region runs from base 148 to 882 and encodes 244 amino acids.
AGUGACGCCGUGUGGCUGCAUCAGCGCGUGGUUGCAACGCGACAGCUCGCGCUGAGAGACGUGUUUCUCUUCUUCUUCUUCCUCCUCCGCCGCCUCCUCCUCCGCCACCUCCUCCUCUGCUGCUGUUAUUAUCACACUGGUUCCACAAUGGAGACUAAACCGGUCAUCACCUGCCUUAAAACCCUCCUCAUCGUCUACUCCUUCGUCUUCUGGAUAACAGGAGCCAUCCUGCUGGCCGUGGGAGUAUGGGGGAAGUUGAUGCUUGGCCCGUACAUCUCCCUGAUAGCCGACAACUCCACCAACGCCCCGUAUGUCCUCAUUGGCACCGGCACCGUCAUCAUCGUCUUCGGCCUGUUCGGAUGCUUCGCCACCUGCAGAGGAAGCCCAUGGAUGCUGAAGCUGUACGCCAUGUUUCUGUCGCUCGUCUUCCUCGCCGAGUUGGUGGCCGGGAUCUCUGGAUUUGUGUUUCGCCAUGAGAUAAAGGGAACCUUUCACAGGACGUACAAUGACGCAGUCCUGAACUACAAUGCUGAGGACGAGGCGAGCCGCGCUGUGGACAACUUGCAGCACAAGCUGCGUUGCUGUGGAGUGUAUAACUACAGCAGCUGGUUGGCCAGUGUGUAUUACCCCUCCAACGGUAUUCCUGCCAGCUGCUGCUCUAACUCCUCCGACUGCAACCAAGAGGACCUCCGCAACGCAACCAUAGCCCCGACCAAGGUCUUCCAACAGGGCUGCUAUGAGCUGGUCACUUCAUUCAUGGAAACCAACAUGGCCAUCAUUGCAGGAGUGACGUUUGGGAUCGCCUUCUCACAGCUGAUUGGCAUGUUGCUGGCCUGCUGUCUGUCCAGGAUCAUCACAGCCAAUCAGUAUGAGAUGGUCUAGCUGAUGUGGCGUGGCAGGGAGAUGAAGAGAACAAGAAACACUCUCGACACAUGACAGGAGUAAAUUCCCCGAAACACUCUCAAACAUCUAAAUUGGAAUUUACGUCCCUCCGUCUCUCUGCCUGUGAUCUUAAUGUAAUAUCUUUAUGUAUCUUAUUGUAAAGCACCAUUCCUUGACUCACUGCUGUUGCAUCAAAGCUUUCUGCAUCACACACACCGCUCUGCUGCUUGAUGUUUAUAGUUGCUCAAUAGCACAUAUCGUAGGCAUCUUAGCUGGUCCCAGAUACAUGACCGGGUGCUACUUGGCUUCUCAGUUGGACGCAGCAUGCUCGACCGAUCGCCAGCAGAAGACCGCCACACAUCUUUGUACAGAAUGACAUGACUAAAGCUUGAAGUAAUACUUUAAUAGAUUGGUUUAGUUUUGCAUUUUGCCUUUUGCUAUCGCUCACCAUUGUAUAUUCCUGCGGUUGUGACAUUUUGUUAACCGAUUAUGUGUACUGACGAUGAUAUUUUAAUAAGAAAAUUGACAACUGAAAGAAGAGGGGGGGCUUUUAGAGAGUAUUUUUUAUCUGUAGAUAUGUUUUUGACCCGAGUAUUUAAUUUAACUUAAAGGCGCAGUAGGAAGUAAGUUACAUUUUCAAUUGUAAUUCACUUUUUUAGUUAAAUCUUAAGAACAAGAAAUGUGAAUAUUUGCUGUUAAACGCCCACAUUAACUUAAGAUAACAGUAAAUAUUACUUGAUUUUGUCACUUUUUAACACACUUUUAAUUAUGUUUAAUAUCAAUUAAUUAGUUUUAAUAGGAAGAGAAAUAUAUUCAUAUAUAGGAAAUGUGAAGGCCCUGUCACACCAGACAGUGACAAACUCACAGGAACACGACUUCCCACAGUGACAAUUUAUGCAUUAGUGGGAUUUGUACUAUCAACCCCUGUCUUAUAAGUGACAAACUAACUAAAAGUGGACUGAGAAAUUCAGCUACAACAGACAUUUUUGACUUGUCGGUGUUGGAACAUUUACAGGUGUAAACUAGAAGAGCCCAGGGCCCAACAAUCCCAUUUAAUUCAAUCAAGCUGCACCAAAAUUCACACACUCAAAGAUAUCAGUUCCCCGAAUGUGCCUCUUUUUCCCCCUCGAAAUUCAUGAAUUAUUCAAUGGGGAAAUUGAAAGUGAAAGUGAAAAAAAUAAAUCCUGGAUUCAUCCUCUGAUCCAGAUCAACACUAAAAUGGAAUGGGUUUUUUCCGGACCCCCAACCACAUCGUUCCACCAUCCUUAGAGGAAAUCUGUUUUUUUUUUGUGUUAUCUAGCUUACAACCCAAUAAACGGACAGGGGUGAAAACAUAACCUCAUUAGCAGAGGUAAUGCAAUUUAUUAAGGCUCCAUUAACCAAGGAGCUAUAACUAUUAAGUGUCCCAAUAGUGAGAGGGCAUGGAGGGUGCGAGGACCAUGAAACUGCCUCACCUAAAUCAAACGCUGCCGUUAUUUAUUUUACUAAGUUCACCAGCUUUGACAAGUCAAGAUAUCUGCCAUUAAAAUGAACGACAGCUCUUUAUACUAUUAACUCCCUAAAAGGGCAGUUAUCAGCUGUCAAGACGACUUUCCAUUGGUCAAGGACAAAAAUGUACAUGUCGAGGCUAUAGUGGAAUUUGACGUGAAGUGUUGCCCCGGAUUUGACAUUAAGUAGUUUCAAAUGCUGGUGUGACAGGGCUCUGAAUUAUGCCUCUAACACCCAAUUACCUUUAAUGCUUCAGUGAGCAUCCAACAGCAUCAUUUGAAUGAACGCGUCUCAAGCUUAAAAAACAGCAGAACAUGUGAAGAUGGAUUGAAAAGCAUCGAGGAGUCCGAGGAUUUCAACAGUGUUCAUCUAGUAUUUACAGUAUUCUAUGUAGUGCAUCACCAUGCCUCCGUCACCACCACCAUCUGUAGAUAUGUAUUGGAAAUGUACUUUGUAUAAUGAAAUGUUUCUCAUUCUGAUAUGCUAAUGAUGUAAAUGUCGUGUCAAGAGUUUUGAUUCCACACAGUUUGUGAUGUUAAUCUGUAUUUGUUUGAUAGUUUAUAGGAAACUUGCACCUAAAAAAAAAAACAACUUGUGGCCAAUGUUUUGACAGUAACAUGUAAUCGUUUGAAUUCAGCUGUAUAUUUAUUCUUAUAUGAUUGGCAUUAAGUUUACAGGAUCACUGAGAGAUUUUCUAUCGCUCUUUCAGUAUGUGUGUGUCUGUGUCUGUGUGUGUGUGUGUGUCUGUGUGUGUGUGAGGAUGACCCUUCUGACCUGGUGUUGGCGUACGUUGGAGUCUAAUUUAAGCAUUUGAGAUCAGAUCGCUCAGAGCACACUCGGAGGUGGUGUGGGAUGCACGUGGCCACAGUGUUUUUGCAUGCGUGAUUGCGAAUGCAUCCUGGAACACACUGAAAGAUGGUCGACUCAGCUGACGUCCUCUGGCUCUUCCUCUCCUCGUCUGAAACACACUGAUGAUGGAGCAAAUUGUAUAGUCAGCGAAAAAAACAUCAAAUUAUCGAAGCUCCAUGUUUAUUGGGUCCGAUCACUCCCUCCAGACACCUCCUGAUGCCCGACGUGAAACGACGUGGAUCAGAUGACCUGAGACUGAUGUUAAAAUCCAGUUUGUGUGUUUGUGUGAGAGAGCGUCUUGAUUUCGUGGAUCCUGCCGUGUUCAGUUUUGGUCAGUAUUUGGUUGUGGCUUCUAAACAUUACAAAAACCUUGUUGCUUUUAAAGCUGUAAAUUUAUUUAGUGAAUGUGUGUUUUCCUGACUCCACUCUGAAACUUAAUUUUCCUUUCCUCGAGCUGAUAUUGUUCUGUAAAUACUAAAUUGUAAUACCAUCUACGUACACAGGGGGUCAUUAGAAACUCAAAAAGAAAUUGCACCAUCUACUAUUGACACCAUCAGUGGUCUUAUUAUCAUUAAAUAUACAGAAAACA